CGAAGAAAUGAAGAGGUGUGGCUUUGCUGCACAUGCUUCCACCAUGAAGAUGGUUAUGGAUAUGUUAGUGGAUGGUAGAUUGAACAGAAGCUUUCUAGACAUGCUUUCUUAAAUGCUUCAUCUAACUAAGUGCCGUGCGUUGAUUGAUAGUUUUGUGAAAAAGGGAAAGCUUACCGAGGCUAAAGAGCUGUACAAUGAGAUGAUCACAAGAGGGAUAGAUCCUACUACCAUUACAUAUAAUUCUUUGAUAUAUGGGUUGUGCAUGGAGAACAACACCCUAGGUGAAGCCAACCAGAUGCUGGAUCUGAUGGUUAGCAAGGGAUGCGAUCCUGAUGUUGUGACGUUUAAUACCCUUAUAAACGGAUACUGUAAGUCUAAACAGGUUGAUGAAGGUAUGAGGCUUUUCCGCAAAAUGUCUCUGAGAGGGGUGGUUGCCGAUACAGUCACUUUUAACACUCUCAUCCAAGGCUUUUGUCAAUCUGGAAAACUCGAUGUUGCCAAAAAACUCUUCCAAGAGAUGGUUUCUCAAGGUGCUCAUCCUGAUAUUGUGACCUACAAAAUUUUGCUGGAUGGGUUGUGUGACAAUGGAGAACUAGAAGAGGCAUUGGGAAUACUUGAAAAAAUGCACAAGUGUAAGAUGGAACUUGAUAUUAGUAUAUAUACUAUCAUCAUUCACGGGAUGUGCAAUGAAAGUAAGGUCGAUGAAGCUUGGGAGUUAUUCUGUAGCCUACCUUCGAAAGGAGUGAAGCCUGAUGUCAAAACAUAUACUAUUAUGAUUGGAGGAUUAUGUAAGAAAGGUUCAUUGUCUGAAGCGGGCCUGUUGUUUAAGAAAAUGGAAGAGGAUGGGAUUGCGCCAAUUAGCGGUACAUACAACACUCUUAUCAGGGCAUAUCUCCGAAAAGGUGAAUUAACAAAAUCAGCUGAACUCAUCGAAGAAAUGAAGAGGUGUGGGUUCUCAGCAGAUGCUUCCACCAUAAAGAUGGUUAUGGAUAUGUUAUCGGAUGGUAGAAUGAAGAAAAGCUUUCUGGAUAUACUUUCUUAGAAUGUCUGAUCUUUAGUUGCACGAGACAAAGUCCAGAUUAGUGUGUUUAUGAGGUGUAUUUGGGUUUAUUAGUCGAAACUAAGUUUUGUUUGUUUAUGCCUAAACAGAGUUUGAUGUCAUAAUUUUGUCCUUAUUUUAUCGCUUUAUUUACUACCUGGCUGUGAAGAGGGUGAAUUUAAGGCUCACUACUCAUAUGUGGAAAAAUAGUUUCUUAUAAACUGAAACUGUCUAAAGUGGAACUAAAAUGAAAUCGGACAACUGAAAUAGUUACUACUACGACGGUGUUAUAUGAACAUGGAUGGACUACUGAAGAGCAUAUGGACUGCUGAGGAAGCUCAGCCAUGACCAUGAAGAAUAACUGUUCUCAGCAGGUGGGUCAGGUCAGUGGAAACAACAACAACAACGGUUUAUGUGUAACAACGGAGCUGCUGGGGGUUUAGGCUUUGAGUUUGGUCAGCCAAAUCAAAACAGACAUUUUGUGUAAGUAACUAGUGCUGAAUCUGAUUCUGUGGUUCAUCACUACGCUUUUGUAUUGACAGAUGAAGGAAUCUUCCAAGCAACCGUGGAGCAGCAAAAGGCAAUGCUUGAGAAGGACACUAACCGGUCCAUGGUAAAAUCAGAAGGAAGCAACAAGAACCGAUCAAAAAAAAAAAGACACCGCGGUUUGCAUGGGACUAAAAUGUAAUAGGAGAUAGGGUAAGUUCUCAUUAAGAGAUUAAGAGAAAUUUUAUUGAAGGUUACAGAGAGUAGGGUAAGUUCUCAUUAUGAAUUAAAACAUUAUUUUGUGCCCUGGCCUUACAUUUGCCUCGUAACCUCUUCAGUCCAGACGGUACUCUUACAACUCACUUGAGUCUUGUUUCCUUCCCUCAUCCGAACGAGCCUUUUCCGGUUGUAUUAGCACCAGCGAUAGUGAUCUCUAUUCUUACAAACAGAGAUUGAGAAGUGGGAUUGUUGGCAUUAAGAAAGAUGAUGCUGUUUCUCUGUUUCAGUCCGGUCUCAUCCCCUUCCUACCAUCGUUGAUUUUAGCAAACUGUUUAGCGCAGUUGCCAGAACAAAACAGUAUGAUCUAAUGCUAGGUCAAUGGGCUUUGUCUCAAAGAUAGACUCUCUGAAUCAAUGGCUUUGAUAGAUCGAAUGAUGGAUAAUGACGCAUUUACAUAUGGUCCGAUUUUGAACAGAAUGUGUAAGUCAGAUAACACCGCUUUGGCCUUGGAUCUGCUCAGAAAGUUGGAAGAUAGAAAGAUGAAGGUCGAUGUAGUCACAUAUGGUAUUAUUAGUUUGCAAGAGACAAAAGUCAUGGUUAGUGUUUUAUGAUUUGUAUUUGGGCGUAUUAGUUGAAACAAAGCUUGAUGCUCUUUUUUGUAAGGCUUUUUUUUCUUCAUGUGUUUAGCUACUACAGAUUCAGUUUGUAGUGUAAUGAAUCUCAUUAACACACAACCAUAGACCAGUCUUAGCUGAGACAUUAAAAGAACCCA
Molecule: messenger RNA, 2516 nt
Organism: Raphanus sativus (radish)
Lineage: Eukaryota; Viridiplantae; Streptophyta; Magnoliopsida; Brassicales; Brassicaceae
Product: pentatricopeptide repeat-containing protein At1g12620-like
Exons: 2
Coding region: 113-1042 (309 amino acids)
Molecular function (GO): protein binding
Source: RefSeq, a predicted model, not a curated record